Messenger RNA from Myiozetetes cayanensis, 3631 nucleotides. RefSeq names its product solute carrier family 16 member 2 (gene SLC16A2). The record is from RefSeq and is a predicted model, not a curated record. Lineage: Eukaryota; Metazoa; Chordata; Aves; Passeriformes; Tyrannidae. Gene Ontology annotation, biological process: transmembrane transport. Gene Ontology annotation, molecular function: monocarboxylic acid transmembrane transporter activity; thyroid hormone transmembrane transporter activity.
AUGGAGGAGGAGGAGGAGGAUGGAGGCGGUGGAGGGGAGGCGGGGAGUGAGGCUGCGGCAGGAGGGGGCGGCGGGGGCCGGCCGGGGGCGGCGGGCAUGUGGGACCGGCUGCGGGGCAGUCGGGCGGCGGGCGGCGGCCGGAGCGCGGCCGCGAUGGCGCAACGCGACGAGAAGGUGCCGGCGGCGGAGGGAGAGAGCGAGCCCGGGGCCGGGGCCGGGGCCGGGGCCGGGGCCGCCACUGAGGCUGACACUGAGACUGGGACGGGGACUAGGACUGAGCAGGGGCCGAGCGGGGCCGCCGCACCCUUCCAGCCCCCCGAAGGAGGCUUCGGCUGGGUGGUGGUCUUCGCCGCCGCCUGGUGCAACGGCUCCAUCUUCGGCAUCCACAACUCCUUCGGGAUCCUCUACAUGAUGCUGCAGAGUGACCUGGGCGAGGGGGAGAAGGACCCGGCGCUGGAGUUUAAAACAGCAUGGGUCGGCUCCUUGGCCAUGGGCAUGAUUUUUUUCUGCUCUCCCAUCGUCAGCAUCUUCACCGACCGGCUCGGCUGCAGGACCACGGCAGCCAUGGGAGCUGCCAUCGCCUUCAUCGGCCUCCUCUGCAGCUCCUUCACCAAGUCUCUGGAAGUUCGUUAUUUCACGUAUGGGAUCCUCUUCGGCUGUGGCAGCUCCUUUGCCUUCCAGCCCUCGCUGGUCAUCCUUGGUCACUACUUCAAGCGCCGCCUUGGCCUGGCCAACGGCGUCGUGGCCGGCGGCAGCUGCCUCAUCUCCGUGCCGCUGCCCUUCUUCCUGAAGAUGGUGGGGAAGGCCAUUGGGCUGGCACAUACUUUCCAAGUACUCAGUGCCUUAAUGCUCAUCCAGAUCUUCUUGUCCAUGACCUACCGGCCCAUCCUGCCGCCCUCCUGUGACUCUCAGCACGACGGGCAGGACAAGCUGGGCAGCCGGAGCGUGCGGCAGCAGUGCUGGGCCCAGACGCGCAAGUAUUUCAACCUGAGGGUUUUCCGGAGAAAGACCUAUCGGAUUUGGGCCUUUGGGAUCGCCACUGCUGUCCUGGGAUACCUCGUACCUUACAUGAACCUGGUAAAAUACGUGGAGAAGCGAUUUCAAGAGACCAAAAAGGACUGGAUCCUCCUGGUUUGCCUCGGAGCCAUGUCGGGGCUGGGGCGCUUGGUUUCGGGCCGUAUUGGCGACUGCAUCCCAGGGCUGAAGAAGAUUUACCUGCAGGUUGCGUCCUUCAUGCUGUUGGGCAUCCUGUGCAUGAUGAUCCCCCAGUGCCAAGGCUUUGAGGGCGUCAUUGUCAUCUGCCUCUUCCUCGGCCUCUGCGACGGCCUCUUCACCACCAUCAUGGCCCCCAUCGCCUUCGAGCUGGUGGGGCCCAUGCAGGCGUCCCAGGCCAUCGGGUACCUCAUGGGGCUGAUGGCUGUGCCCAUGACCGCGGGCACACCCAUAGCAGGAUACCUCAACGAUUAUUUUGGGAAUUACGACGCGGCCUUUUACUUUGCCGGAGUCCCCCCCAUCAUCGGCGGCCUGGUGCUCUCCGUGGUGCCGCUGGUCCACCAGAGGAUGCUGAAGAAGCAGCGCCUGGAUUCCGGCAAAGACAAGAUGCUGGUGUCGGAGACCGUGGUGAACGGGGAGCUGCUGCCGGGCUGCCCGGCCUCCGAAGCGCACAUGUGACACGCUGCUCCCCGCGGCCACCAGCAGCCUCUCCAUAGCCCAGCACAGGCCCUUUUCCAGACAGACCAUAAUUCCCAGUGAUUGCAGAUGCACUACGUUUGUAAAGGAGGAAACACAAAAAAAGUUCUUCUAGUUAAAAGGCUCUUAACUAGCAGAAAAACGCUCUUUCUCUGGACAGUUUUGAUUUUUUUUUUUUUUUUCCCCUCUAACCGUUUUUCUAAGGAGAACUCUCACCAGGAUUCAAACUUGAUCGACCUCUCGCUCCUCUCCCCGGUUUUCUAUACGUCACAACAGAGGUUUACAGCUAAUAAUUGCCUUUUUCAAGCAGGCCACGGAUGGAGCUUGUUGAACCUUGCAGCUGUCCAUCCUCCUCCUCCUCCUCUGGUGUCACUGGGGUGUCACUUCCAAGGGAGACAACCCCCUCCCCAUCCAGCACCAGGGCCUGGUGGAGCCAGAGAUCCGAAGGAGGAAGCGCUGCUUUAGUCCGAUGCACAAACCAAAUAAAUGUCAGCAAGUCCCUCUUCCACCUUCUUCUCUCCCCACUUCCCGCUGCUCUCCUGCUCACCCAGGGAGCUGCAGCCGGGACCAUGGGGAGCUCGGCCGGCUCCACCAAAAGGAUCCACUUGGGAGCACACCCUUCCUGCAAAAUAUGCCUUAAAAAUGCAUGGACGAGACCAGCAGGUCCCUUGGCCACUUUCUGUCUCUGUUUUCUCACCCAGUGACUGAUGAUUGGGCUUUUGAGGUGCAAAAGAGAGGGGCAACUCCUGGCACAGCCCACAGUGGUUGGAUCCACAGGGCCAAAUCCUUGGGAUCGCCACGGGGACAGUCACUCCGGAGGCAUCGAGGCACACAGGGGUGGGACAGAGCCCUGUGAGUCCUCGAUCAGCUCCGUGCUGGGACGUGGCUUCCCUGCUGGGCACAGGGGCACCCACAGCUGUGGGGAUGCUGCUGGCUCAGGGCACAGGGUGCCACUGCUCUUUUUGAGGGGCCAGUUGUGUAUUAUGCAGCAAUAACCAGGAGUCAGUGUUGGCAAGGGAAACCCGGUGUUCCAAAGGGUUGGGAAGCCCCAGUAGCAUUUCACUCAUCGCCUGUGUGUUGUCGUGGGGAGCUGGUGCAGGGUCAGUGCUGUCCCUGGGGGGAGAGGGAGAGAGCACAAGGAACUCACACAGCCAGUGGGUACCCACCACACAGAGAGACAGCAGAGUUCAGCCUCGUGGAGAAAUUCAUCAUUGCCCAGAGGAAAUUUUAGAAAUUCCAGUUGCUCAGAGAAGCUGUGGCUGCCCCAUCCCUGGAAUUGUUGAAGGUCUGGUUGGACAGGGCUUGGAGCAACCUGAGCUAGUGGAAGGUGUCCCUGCCUGUGGUAGGGGAUGGAAUGAGAUGGACUUUAAGGUCCCUUUCAACCCAAACCAUUCCAUGAUUCUGUGAUCAUCUCCAGGCAGUGCUAAUGAGUGUGGUUAACGAGUGAGGAGGGAAGUUCUCCUGCCCCAGUGGGUCCCUGUGUAAACGAGGAGCCAACGGUGACUGGGGUACCUUUUCCUGGGAGAGAGCAAGAAACAAAACUCACUUUUAUCCUGGCUGCAAACCCAUCCUUCAUUGAAUUUUCAUUUUGUUCAACUGCCAUUAAAAAACUGAGACGCCUGAAGGGGGACGUGGGCCAUGGGAAUCACCCCUUGGUCUCCAGGCGAGUGUGGGGGUUUGUAACACCAAGACAAAUCUUUGCUGUGGAUAUUUGGGUUCAGUGGAAGGUCCCUCCCGUGGGCAGUGCUGGGACAUUUGUACAUAGGCUCAGGUCCCUGCAUGCCCCUCUGGUCCUGUUUUUAACCUAUGUUGGUUAAUGCAUUGUAAGGUUUUGUGGUCCUGUGGCCCUUCUGUCCCUGUACGAGCUGGAAAAUUACCUGGUGUGUUGUGAUGUGUCUGUUUAUGACUAUAAAAUGAGAUGUCUACUUGUCUCUUUCUUCAA